AUGGUGCAAGUCUCAAAGCAAGAUGCCACACAGAAUUCAUCAAGAGGCUGCUCCAGAUGCAACACAGAUUCCGUCAAGAGACUGCUCCAGAUGCCACGCAGAAUUCGUCAAGAGUCAGCGGAGCAGUCUCAACAGGAGAAAAGGUGCAAAUCUCAACAGAAGGAAGUGGUGAAAGACUCAACACAAGAUGCCACACAGAGUUCAUCAAGAGUGAGCGGAGCAGUGUCAACAGAAGAAGUGGUACAAGUCUCAACAGAAGAACUGGUGCAAGUCUCAACAGAGAAAAUUGUGCAAGUCUCAACAUAA
Meira miltonrushii is the source of this 306-nucleotide messenger RNA. RefSeq lists its product as uncharacterized. NCBI's taxonomy places the organism in Eukaryota, Fungi, Basidiomycota, Exobasidiomycetes, Exobasidiales, Brachybasidiaceae. The record is from RefSeq and is a predicted model, not a curated record. The coding region runs from base 1 to 306 and encodes 101 amino acids. The transcript has a single exon.